UUUUCAAGGCCUACUCACUGUUAUGGAUAAAAACACAGCGCCAAUCCAAACUUUUAAAUCUAAUAUUAACCAAGCCCUAUCCCCGAUCUCAAACCCUAGCAUUGCUCUUCACUUUUCUCUCUGUCUAAUUACAGGUUUGCCCGAGUAGAUGAGAGGAAGGAGUUACACGCCGUCGCCGCCGCCACGGGGUGGUGUCUAUGGUCGGAGGGGACGGAGCCCGAGCCCCAGAGGUCGCUACGGUGGUGGUCGUGGCCGAGAUCUUCCCACCAGCCUUCUCGUGCGUAACCUUCGCCAUGAUUGCAGGCCAGAAGAACUCCGCAGGCAUUUUGAGCAGUUUGGAGCACUUAAGGACAUUUACUUGCCCAGGGAUUAUUACACUGGGGAACCUCGGGGUUUUGGUUUUGUCCAAUUUGUAGAUCCUGCUGAUGCUGCUGACGCCAAACGUCACAUGGAUGGUUGGGUUCUUCAGGGUCGAGAGUUAACUGUUGUGUUUGCAGAGGAGAACAGGAAAAAGCCAUCUGAUAUGAGGGCAAGGGAACGAGUGAGGGGUCGGUUUCGAAGACGGUCUCCCCCUCGUUAUUCUCGAUCCCCACCUCGUUAUUUGCGCUCCCCUCCACGUUAUGCCAGGUCUCCCUCCCGUGAAUAUUCCCCUCCCCUGAAACGAAGGCAUUACUCCAGAUCUGUUUCACCCAGUGAUCGAAAAUAUAUUCGGGAGAGGUCAUAUUCACAUUCUCCAGCCUAUAAUGGCUCAAGGGGCCGCAGCAGAAGUCCUGACAGGGGACAGGGCCCAAACCGUAGCCGAAGCAGAAGCCAGACCCCAAGACAAUACCCAAGAAGAAGCAGAAGCAGAAGCCAGUCUCCAAUACGAGGUGGAUACUCUGGAGAACCCAAUGGAGAUAGGUCUCCCUGCCAGUGAGCUACACGACGGAGAUGAUACUUAUGUCACACCUAUCAUCCAGAUUUUGUUUGAAGAUAAUGUGAACAAUAGAAAUUUGUUUUAAAUCGUGUUGACGUUUAGGUUCAACUUUGUAGGAUACUUUCUUGAUGUUGCAGUUUUAAUGUCUGUAUGCUAGUAUUUUCAACUUAGAUUGCUGUGUAAUGAAUACUUUUCGGCUUUACUUAUCGGCCCAACUCAAAUUUGUCUACCA
Molecule: messenger RNA, 1148 nt
Organism: Mangifera indica (mango)
Lineage: Eukaryota; Viridiplantae; Streptophyta; Magnoliopsida; Sapindales; Anacardiaceae
Product: serine/arginine-rich SC35-like splicing factor SCL30A
Exons: 6
Coding region: 149-916 (255 amino acids)
Biological process (GO): mRNA splicing, via spliceosome
Cellular component (GO): nuclear speck; cytoplasm
Molecular function (GO): RNA binding
Source: RefSeq, a predicted model, not a curated record